Molecule: messenger RNA, 2644 nt
Organism: Gasterosteus aculeatus aculeatus (three-spined stickleback)
Lineage: Eukaryota; Metazoa; Chordata; Actinopteri; Perciformes; Gasterosteidae
Gene: prkar1b
Product: protein kinase, cAMP-dependent, regulatory, type I, beta
Biological process (GO): negative regulation of cAMP-dependent protein kinase activity
Cellular component (GO): cytosol; cAMP-dependent protein kinase complex
Molecular function (GO): protein kinase A catalytic subunit binding; cAMP binding; cAMP-dependent protein kinase inhibitor activity
Source: RefSeq, a predicted model, not a curated record
AGUGCAGUCUUACUUUAAACAUGCUUCACCUGCAAAUGGACCCGGCACCGCUGCGGCGGAGAGCGUGACCGACUGACGUCAUCGGCAUUGACGCAGCGCGAGCCGAGGUAUCAGAGCAGCAGCAGCAGCAGCCGCAGCAGCAGCAUCCCGGCUAAGCAACCGUAUCCCUCCUCCGCCGAUCUCCCACCACCGGCGAGGUCUUUUCCUCUCCCGAGCAUCCCUCCAGGAAUAACGAGAUAAAAGAUAAGAUGGCCACCUCCUCCUCCACUCUGGAAGAAGACGAGAGCUUGAAGGGCUGUGAAAUCUUUGUGCAGAAGCACAACAUCCAGCAGAUCCUCAAAGAGUGCAUUGUGAACCUCUGCAUCGCUAAGCCUGAGCGUCCUAUGAAGUUCCUGCGGGAGCAUUUUGAAAAGCUGGAGAAGGAAGAAUGCAAGCAGAUCAUGGCACGGCAGAAAUCUAACAGCCAGUCGGACUCACACGACGAUGAGGUUUCUCCCCCACCGCCCAACCCCGUUGUCAAGGCUCGGCGCCGCAGGGGAGGGGUCAGCGCGGAGGUGUACACCGAAGAGGACGCCGUCAGCUACGUACGCAAGGUGAUCCCCAAGGACUACAAGACCAUGACCGCCUUGGCCAAAGCUAUUUCCAAGAAUGUGCUGUUUGCUCACCUGGACGACAAUGAAAGAAGUGACAUAUUCGAUGCCAUGUUCCCAGUUACCCACAUUGCAGGUGAAACCGUCAUCCAGCAAGGCGAUGAAGGAGACAACUUCUAUGUGAUUGACCAAGGUGAAGUGGACGUGUAUGUGAACGGCGAGUGGGUGACCAGUAUCGGAGAAGGAGGCAGUUUCGGGGAGCUGGCCCUGAUCUACGGGACUCCCAGAGCCGCAACCGUCAAGGCCAAGACUGAUCUUAAACUGUGGGGAAUCGACCGAGACAGCUACCGACGUAUCCUCAUGGGAAGCACACUGAGGAAGAGAAAGAUGUAUGAAGAAUUCCUCAGCAAGGUGUCCAUCCUCGAGUCUUUGGAUAAGUGGGAACGUCUGACUGUGGCCGACGCUCUGGAGCCAGUUCAGUUUGAGGACGGAGAGAAGAUAGUGGUGCAAGGAGAACCCGGGGACGACUUCUUCAUUAUAACGGAGGGAAUAGCCUCUGUCCUGCAGCGCAGGUCUGACAACGAGGAGUACGUGGAGGUGGGACGCCUGGGACCUUCUGACUACUUUGGUGAGAUCGCCCUCCUGUUGAACCGCCCCAGGGCGGCAACCGUCGUCGCCCGCGGUCCGCUCAAGUGCGUGAAGCUGGACCGGCCCCGCUUCGAGCGAGUGCUGGGGCCCUGCUCGGAGAUCCUCAAGAGGAACAUCCAGAGAUACAACAGCUUCAUCUCCCUCACCGUGUGACACGUCGGCCCCUGUGGGCCCCACCAGCGGGGGGGCUGGGUCGGCAGCAUCAGCAGAGUUUGGGUGGGUGGGUGAUAACGGGUGAGGAUGUGGGGGGAAGGACAUGGGUUUUACAUCCACAGACUACAGGGUGCUCGUUUACUGCCUUUUUUUCCCCCCAUUUUGCGCUAUUUCUUUUUUUCUUCGAUCUUUUGCACUUGACCUGUGCUGUCGCGUAGCUUUAUGUCAAAACCAACAUGCAGGAGUGUAAAAGUCAGAGUGAGGACGGUGAUAAUUCAACUAAUGAGAUACUGUAAAUGACUCAUAAGUGGCAACUGUAUGUGAUGCAUGCUUCUAGACUGGCAUUUGCACAUUCAUGAAUUCACGAAAGGUACGAUGAAUUCAGGAAAUGAGAAAGAUGUAAAGUCAUGUUUAUGUGCAGUGGGAGGACUUGAGUACACAUUUAUUUUUUGCGCUAGUUGUAUUUUGCCUUUUUUUCACCUCUGGUUGUGCGUGGUGCACUUUCUAGAUCAAAUCAGACCCGCACUACAGGGACCCCCCAUACCGCCGAAAUAUAGAUGUGCAGUUUUGAAGAAUAUUAAAUACUUAGCCGGUCAUUUUGUAGUGCGAAUUAAGUGUGCUUUUAAUAAUCUUAUCAGUUGGAAGUUUGUUAACGACAAUGGGUUGUUGAGUCAAGAUUUUAAUAUAAGAUUUAUAUCUGCCAAAUUAACUAACAAGAGUUUUGUUGAGAAAGGGUAUCCGUCCCGUCUCUCCCUGAAGGGCUCCAGUCUGAUCUGGGAGUUGCGGCAGUGUUAUCGGUGCAGUUUGCAAACACACAAACAGAGUCUGAAACACACUGACAGGAAACACUCAACAAUACCGUACAUGCUUACUGCAUACCUGCACUGUCUCAGGACAAUUUCAUUCUUUAACUCAAACACAGACGUCUUUUCUGACGCUUUGGAUUUUAUUCUGAUAUAUUGCUAGAUAUAGAGAAGCUUUUGCACCACUUGAGAGUUUGUAACGUUGGGUCGAUAUGGAUUUUUGAUUUAGCUCUUUUUAACACAUGACUUGAAUGUUACGUAUGUAAAGUAGAAUAAUAUACUUGUGAUGCUUUUGUUUGAUCUACUGUAUUUUGUCAAAACUUGCACAACUGACCCAGCAACUGAUGUAUAAAAUGGGACCUGACAAGAAUCUUUAUAUAUUCUCUCUCGCUUUAUGUCUUUCUUUCAACUAUCAAACCAUCUUGAGCAAAUAAAGAUACGCUUCUGAAA